AUGCUUCCCCCAACCCUCCCAAAAUACAAAAACCUCUCAAUCCCUCCAGGAAUGCCCGCCCGCACAUCCUGGAACCUCUUUUCCACACCCACCCACCAAGACUCCCUCGGCACACUCAACCAGAUCACAACUUUUGUAACUCUCUCUGCCGCCUCCGAAAUUCGCAGCGGUGUAAGUGUGUCUCUUAACUGGGGACUCGAAAACUUAGAUUGUGCGGGCUUUGGACGGCAGAAAUUAGAGAGGAAGGUUGUGGAUUGGAGGAAGGAGGGGUUGAAAGCUGCUGGGAGUGAAGAGAAAGAAGGAGGUGGUGGGGAUGGAGGGUUGUUUAGUUUUGAUGAUGAACUGAGGUUUAAUACACAGAUUGGAAGUCAAUGGGAUGGUCUACGACACUGGGGCCACUCCAAAACAGGCUUCUACUACCAAGGUAUCCACCACAACGACCUCCUCGCUACUCCCCACCUAGGAAUCGAACACAUAUCCCAAAAAGGCGGUCUUUGCACCCGCGGAAUCCUCAUAGACUACCCCCUCUACUGCUCUCAAAAUAACAUCUCCUUCAACCCCAUGUCCACCCACUCCAUCCCCCUUUCCACCCUCACCUCCAUCCUCGCCUCCACAUCCACAAUCCCGAGAGCAGGCGACAUCCUCCUCCUCCGCACCGGUUUCCUCUCCACCUACCACACUCUCACACCCUCCGAACGCACCUCACAAAUCACAAACGGCAGCGCCUGGAUCGGUGUUCUCGGCGACGAAGCCAUGGUCGAAUGGCUCUGGGACACUGGCAUCGCGGCUGUCGCAGCUGAUAACAUGGGCUUCGAAUGCUGGCCACCUGUGAAUAAGGAGUGGAUGUUACAUGAUCACCUGUUGGCGUGUCUGGGGAUGCCGAUUGGGGAGUUAUGGGAUUUAGAAGGACUUGCUAAAGAGUGUGAGAGGAAUGGGCGGUGGAGUUUCUUUUUGACGAGUGCGCCGUUGAAUGUUAGGGGUGGGAUUGCGAGUCCGCCUAAUGCUUUGGCUGUUUUUUAA
This is a messenger RNA of Glarea lozoyensis ATCC 20868, 1020 nucleotides long. RefSeq names its product Putative cyclase. Gene Ontology annotation, molecular function: arylformamidase activity. The transcript has 5 exons. Lineage: Eukaryota; Fungi; Ascomycota; Leotiomycetes; Helotiales; Helotiaceae. The record is from RefSeq and is a predicted model, not a curated record. The coding region runs from base 1 to 1020 and encodes 339 amino acids.